CGUGCAAACGAAUUGAUGUAUUAUAUCGAUUCGUUACUUAUUUAGCUGAGACUUUUACUUUGCGUGAAUUUUCCAACGAAGCACAUUUUCAACCUACUGUCGAUAUUGGUGAUUGUUGUCAAUAUCUAUCAGUCACAAUAUUCAAUUAGUUAGCAUUUAGUUCUGAGCACAAACACGUAAGAAUUCUAUUAUACUUAUUUUCUAAUCUCCGAGAAGACAAGAAUAUUUUUUUACUCUUUACACUUGGAACUUACAUCUAUACUCUGUGUGUUGUGGCUCAAACUGGAUUCAUUUUAAUCGAAGAAUCGAUGAUAACAUUCCCAUAAAAAGUAACUAAAAAGUUGCGGUUUGAUAAGAUCAUUUUUGAUACUACUAGGAAAAAGUUCGAGCAUUAUCACUGAACAUAUUUAUUCUGCUAAAUUCAAAUAUAAUUCAUCAUAAUAGUUGAAGCGGAAGGAAAAUAGUAAUUUAAUCCCAGUCUUUCUCGAAAAUACAAAAUCGUUGAUUGCACUGCUUGUUGAAUCUUGAACGGCACACUUAGUAGCAGUUUGUUUUCUGAGAAAACCGUGAAAAUGACUGACAAGAUGAAAUAUCCUUAUACCUUCGAAGAUUUGACUCCAGAAGAGAAAGAACUGGCCAAGAAAUAUUUGGAUAGAGAUCUUGUGAGAGUUUCUGGUACUAAGUUCACAACCGGAAGGCCUGUAGUGAAGUAUGGUGUUGAACUUUACAAUUUCAAGCCGAGACCUGAUGAUGUUUGGUUGAUUGGAUAUCCUAGAUCAGGCACCACAAUGGCCCAAGAAAUCCUAUAUCUCUUAGGAACUGAUUUGGACUACAAGAAAGCGGAAUCGACUAUUAUGGACCUCAGAUUUCCUUUUUUGGAGUCUGUACUGAUACGAAUUGGCAGAGCAGAGGAGAUUUACCAGAAACUGUUGGCUGAAAAGAGAAAACCAGUAACCACUGAAGAGAUAGACUCUGUACCACCACAUGUUAGAUUAGCAGAGACUAAAGAAAAACGGUUCAUAAAAAGUCACUUAACUUUUUCAUUCUUUCAUCCUGAGCUGUUGAACGUUGGUUGUAAGGUAGUGUAUAUUGUUCGAAACAUAAAGGAUUGUUUCGUCUCGAAUUACUUCUUCCCUCUUAAAGUAGAAUAUGAAAUGAGAAAAGAAGAACAUAUGCAUGAAUUGCUACGAGUCUACAUGAAAAAUUUGAGUUUAUGGGGUAAUUACUUUGAAGGGUUAAAGGAAGCCUGGGAGAGAAGAAAUAACAAGAAUUUAUUGUUUUUGUUUUACGAAGAAGUCGUUGCAGACAAGAAAGCCGCCAUAAAAAAAAUUUCAGAAUUCAUGGGCAAAAAGCUGACCGAAGAUGAACUCGAUAAACUGGUCGACCAUGUCAGUGUGGACAAUUUCAAGAAGAAUAAAUCAGUCAACAACGAUCACAUGGUCAACAAGGGAGUGUUCGUUAAAAAUGAGGAAUUCUCCUUCAUAAGAAAAGGUGGUAGUGGAGGUUGGAGGGAGAAGUUCAGCAAAGAAAUGAACGAUGAUUUCAACGAAUGGAUAAGAACAAGUCUGAAGGAGAUUCCAGGAUUUGAGAUUCCGGAAUGUUGGAGGAAAGCCAUGGAUUUAUGAUGACUUGAAUCCUCUUGUUUUUUUUUUACUUCUGAAUGGAACAGUCACAUUUAAAGUGCCUAUCUAUACUAUAUUAUAAUAUGUAAUUAAAUCUGUAGGUACACAUUCGUUGGUUCAUCGAACCAAAAAGGAAUUAAAACAAAUAUCAAUAUUGAAAUCGUUU
Messenger RNA from Harmonia axyridis, 1788 nucleotides. Its product is annotated as sulfotransferase 1C2-like. NCBI's taxonomy places the organism in Eukaryota, Metazoa, Arthropoda, Insecta, Coleoptera, Coccinellidae. Gene Ontology annotation, cellular component: cytoplasm. Gene Ontology annotation, molecular function: sulfotransferase activity. The transcript is spliced from 7 exons. The coding region runs from base 573 to 1625 and encodes 350 amino acids. Gene Ontology annotation, biological process: sulfation. The record is from RefSeq and is a predicted model, not a curated record.